CGUGAUAGAGGCUUUGAGAUUCCCACGCUUGCCCUUCUGUAAAGUGUAAACAUUUCUAGAUCAAAAAGUAAAGAAAUUAGCACUGGGAGUUGAACAUAAACAUUGUAUUUAAAAUCCUUCAUCAUGAUUGAUAUUGAGGAAAUGAUAAGGGAGAUUAAAAGGAAGGACAAAGAGGAAUCCAAGUCCUUAAACGAUUUUCUACCUCUAGAGAAGAGAUACAAAUCCUAUACUCAGCAGAGAGAAGAAGUAUUUAAAGACAAAGAGCGUAGGAAGGAUGGAAGGAAGGACAAUGAUCACAGAAAAAUAUUCAUACAACUUGGAACUGUUUCUGAUGCUAGGGGAUCUUGCUAUGUGGAACUGGGUGACACUAAAGUUAUUCUCAGUAUCCGAGGGCCGAAAGAAAUCCCUAACAUCCAGGAAUAUACUGAGCUCUGUGCAUUAGAGUGUCUUGUCGAAUAUGCGCCAUUUGUCAAAAAGCCGACGUCCGAUGAGGGUUUUAUGGCUGAGGCGUUGAGACUCGCAUUAGAACCUGUGCUUUGUCGGCAUGAGUUUCCUAAUUUGCAAAUCACAGUAAGUGCAUUUAUAAUCGAAGACGGUGGAUCGGCUUUAGCAGCGGCAAUUACUGCAGCAAGUCUUGCCAUGACACAGGCUCGUCUUCCAACCUUUGGUGUUGUUACAGCAGUCACAGUGGGAAUACACAACAAUAGAGUAAUAGUAGAUCCAUCAAAAUUGGAAGAAGACUUUUGUAGCAAUCCUUACGAUGCCAAAUCUGUAAAAAAUUUCGGGCUCAUAACAAUCGCCUAUAUGAACGACCUUAAACAAAUUACUCUUUAUCAGAUGAAUGGAACUGCAAAACCUAGCCUUUUGGAUCAAGUUCUGCAGGGUAUGUUAAAUCGUUGCCAAGAACUGCACAAACUUUGUGCUCAGCAUUUGAUGAGAGAAUUGAAACUGUCAGCCAAGCACAUAAUAGAUACCGCUCAGGCAAGAGCAGCGGUAGAAACAUUAAACCUUAACGGAUAAAUAUGAACUUAAAAACAAUUAAAGCAUUUGUACAGUUUUUUACCUUUA
Messenger RNA from Cimex lectularius (bed bug), 1068 nucleotides. RefSeq names its product exosome complex component MTR3 (gene Mtr3). Gene Ontology annotation, cellular component: cytoplasmic exosome (RNase complex); nucleolus; nuclear exosome (RNase complex). The transcript is spliced from 5 exons. Gene Ontology annotation, biological process: nuclear mRNA surveillance; rRNA catabolic process; poly(A)-dependent snoRNA 3'-end processing. The coding region runs from base 124 to 1020 and encodes 298 amino acids. The record is from RefSeq and is a predicted model, not a curated record. NCBI's taxonomy places the organism in Eukaryota, Metazoa, Arthropoda, Insecta, Hemiptera, Cimicidae.